Molecule: messenger RNA, 2387 nt
Organism: Tarenaya hassleriana
Lineage: Eukaryota; Viridiplantae; Streptophyta; Magnoliopsida; Brassicales; Cleomaceae
Product: protein IQ-DOMAIN 31-like
Exons: 7
Coding region: 330-2120 (596 amino acids)
Molecular function (GO): protein binding
Source: RefSeq, a predicted model, not a curated record
UCUCUUUCUGGUCACUGAAACUACCACGAGAGAAGCAGAAGCUCUCGCACUGAAGCGCAGAGAGAGAGAGAGAGAGAGAGAGAGAGAGAGAGAGAGAUGCCAAUGGAAGCAUAUCUGUAACGCAUUUCACAGGCUUUAUUCACGGUAUCUUCAUCUUGUCUUCCUCUUCCUUUGUUCCUCUGUGUCCGAAUCGGGUUCGAAUUCGAACACGAGAUCCAACUGGUUCUCUUUCUGGAGACAGACAUUUCAGGAAUCGGUUCGAGCACUGCUCGGAAACCUUUCUUCUGGUAGAUCUCUGGAUUCAGAGGUGUGUCUAAGUUUUGGACGUCAUGGGUAAGUCUGCAAGGUGGAUAAAAAAUGUACUUCUGGGAAAGAAGUCAUCUAAGUCUAGUGGAUCCAAAGGGAAACAGAGAGUUCUGAAUGAAAAAGAGGUCCUGAUUACUGCAAAGAUAGAAGAAUCUGAUACAGUUUCAGAUUUGCCUUCCAUUCCAAAUGUUGUCUCCAACAUGGCUGAUGCAAGCAGCGGUAUGCUAGAGACAGUAAACAUGGGAGCCGAAAAGGUAUCAGAUAAUGAGAUACAAGUUCAUCAUGAGGGCCAAGUAACAGAUUUCGAAGGAGCUGAUCCUAUACCUGACAAUUCACUAUCUGAUGAAGAGAAAAUUCAGCAAGAGAAUGCUGCAACAGCUGUUCAGGCCGCAUUUAGAGGUUACUUGGCGCGCCGUGCUUUUUGGGCACUCAAAGGGAUAAUAAGGCUACAAGCAUUGAUUCGUGGCCAUCUGGUUAGGAGGCAAGCUGUUGCAGCACUGUGCUGUGUAAUGGGAAUUGUUAGGUUGCAAGCAUUUGCUCGGGGAAGAGAAGUCAGGCAUUCUGACAUUGGAGUUGAAGUUCAGAGCAAAUGCCGGCUGCAGUCUCCUCUGGAGAACAAGCUUGCUGACCCUGUUGAUACCCAUACUUACCUGGGAAUCACGAAACUAACGUCAAACACUUUUGCUCUAAAGCUUCUUGCUUCAUCACCAAAAGUGAUGCCGUUUCACUUCCACUAUGAUUCUUCUGAUCCAAACUCAGUCUCAAACUGGUUAGAAAUCUGGUCGGCCUCCCGCUUCUGGAAACCAGUUGCUCAACCAAAGAAAGCUUUGGUCCGGAAAACUCAGAAGAAGUUUGCUAACAACAAUUCUCAGAGUGAGGCUGAAGCUGUUCGAUCUAAGAAGAGUGUCCGUAAAGUCCCUGCAGCAAAUCUCGACAAUCCGUCGGUACAGACAUCUUUCGAAAUCGAGAAACCGAAACGCAACUUCCGUAAAGUUCCAAGCCAGUCUGUGGAACCACCAGCAGUGGAUAAUCCUCAGAGUGAGCUUGAAAAAGUUAAACGGAGCUUGAGGAAGGUACAUAACCCUGUGGUUGAGAACUCUAUCCAACCUCAAUUGGAUCCGCAGGUCGAAGCUGAGAAGCCAAAGCUUGCUGUAGAGAAGCCCCCUGAAUCUUCGUCAUCCCCACCACCACCUGUUCACGAACCCCUGACCGCCUUGGAUAUGGAAGAACCCAUGAAUGCCAAUGCCUCGGAUGGAGAGACGAAGCAAGAGAUGUCUGAGACAGUACAUUCUCCUGCACCAUUGGAAGCAAUCGAGGUCUUGGAAUCGUCAUGGGUCAACCAAGUUGACCAACUCGAUGACAAUCCCGCGGUUGAGACUAAACCACUGAUGGUAAAGAAAACUAAGGAAGAUAAAGUCCCCAAACUGAACAAUCAGGAGAACUCAGCAGAUAAAGAGAGUCAGAGAUCGGGGAAAAAGGGUUCAGUUAAUGCUAAAUCCGAGCGUCAAGAGAGUAACGGAAACCAGAUGAAUACCACGAUCCCGAGCUACAUGCAAGCAACUCAAUCUGCUAAGGCGAAGCUGAGGCUGCAAGGCUCGCCAAGGUCAGCUGGGCAAGACGGGACAGAGAAAAACAACGUCGUUACCCGACGUCACUCCCUUCCAUCUCCACUUAACAGCAGAGUCACCUCGCACUCUCCUAGAACAGCGAGAGCCACAAACUCGGGAGGUAAAACCUCGAGCAAGAACGAGAAGCCUCUUCUCGCGUCCCGGGAAGUAAACGGGAAAACAACCCAGGUAGAGUGGAAGAGGUGAUAGAUAUCUGCAGAAAGGUCCAUGCAUUUGAUGUUUCAGAAACCAAGCCAAUAAUAUAUAUAUAAUGCGACCGUCUUUUUAUAGCGCUAGCGUGAGAGUGUUUGUGCGUUAUAAAAACAAAAACCAGAUUUUUGUUGGAUAUUGCAUUUCCUGCAUCUGUGUGUUGUGUGUGAGAAUGAAUGUGAGUGUACAUCGUAGAGAUUUCGGAUCUUGGCAUUCCCAAUAUCAUAAACAUUUACUUUAUUAUUACGAAGAUUCUAUUCUUGA